AUGGCCUACCAUGGAGUCCCAGGUGGCUACGACCACGAUGCCAUAAACCACGACUACCACGAGAGGCACGAGUCGGACGAGGAGGUCGAGCGCUCGCUGCUCCAUACCAACCCCACCGGCGCCUACCAGGGCCCCUUUGACGACACACACUCGCAUCCCACUCAGGAUCACGGCUACAGCUUGACAGAGUCCUAUGCCGACAACAACACCCACCACGUGCCGCCCUACGAGUACGACGAGUACAAAGGUGCUACUCUGCAGGACCCAGAAUACCACCCUUCUGCUUCUCCAGUCUCCCGCGCACAAACAACGUCGACGGCGGCAUGGGAAGAAAGAGCACAGAUUGGCGGUCCCGCUGCUGGCGGCGGUGGUCUCAAGCGCAAUGCCACACGUAAGGUCAAGCUGGUCCAGGGCAACGUCCUGAGUGCCGACUACCCCGUACCCAGUGCUAUUCAGAACGCCGUCCAGGCCAAAUACAGGAACGACCUCGAGAGCGGCAGCGAGGAGUUUACCCACAUGCGCNNUGUAAACACUGCGGCUACAUGCGAUCCCAACGACUUCACACUCAAGAACGGCUACAACCUUCGUCCGGCCAUGUACAAUCGCCAUACCGAGCUUCUGAUUGCAGUCACCUACUACAACGAAGACAAGGUCCUCACCGCUCGCACCCUGCACGGUGUCAUGCAAAACAUCCGAGAAAUCGUCAACCUCAAGAAGUCCGAGUUCUGGAACAAGGGAGGCCCAGCAUGGCAGAAGAUUGUCGUCUGCUUGGUUUUCGACGGUAUCGACCCCUGCGACAAAGGCACCUUGGACGUUCUGGCCACGAUUGGUAUCUACCAGGACGGAAUCAUGAAGAAGGACAUUGACGGCAAGGAGACUGUUGCUCACAUUCUCUCGGUCACGGCCAACCAGCAACUCAUCCGCCCGCUCGACGACGGCCCGACAACGCUGCCUCCAGUGCAGAUGAUGUUCUGUCUCAAGCAAAAGAACAGCAAGAAGAUCAACUCGCACAGAUGGCUGUUCACUGCGUUUGGCCGCAUCUUGAACCCCGAAGUCUGCAUCCUGCUCGAUGCUGGAACCAAGCCCGGCUCCAAGUCUCUGCUCGCCUUGUGGGAGGCUUUCUACAACGACAAGGAUCUCGGUGGUGCCUGUGGUGAAAUUCACGCCAUGUUGGGACCUCGCUGGAAGUACCUCACAAAUCCUCUGGUCGCCGCCCAAAACUUCGAGUACAAGAUCUCCAACAUCCUCGACAAGCCCCUCGAGAGUUCGUUCGGAUACGUCAGUGUCUUGCCCGGUGCCUUCUCUGCUUACCGCUUCCGCGCUAUCAUGGGCCGUCCUCUGGAGCAAUACUUCCACGGUGAUCACACUCUCUCCAAACAGCUCGGCAAGAAGGGUAUCGAAGGCAUGAACAUUUUCAAGAAGAACAUGUUCUUGGCCGAGGAUCGUAUUCUUUGUUUCGAGCUGGUCGCAAAGGCUGGCUCUAAGUGGCAUCUUACCUACGUCAAGGCCUCCAAGGGUGAGACCGAUGUACCCGACAGCGCUCCCGAGUUCAUUGGUCAACGUCGUCGUUGGCUGAACGGUUCCUUUGCUGCCUCCAUCUAUUCCCUUAUGCACUUCGGCCGCAUGUACAAGAGUGGCCACAACAUCGUCCGCAUGUUCUUCUUGCACUUGCAGCUCAUCUACAACAUUGCCCAACAAAUUCUGACAUGGUUUGCUCUCGCUUCUUUCUGGUUGACUACUACCGUCAUCAUGGACCUUGUCGGCACCCCCAGCACAUCAAACAACCAAAAGGGUUUCCCCUUCGGCAACGACGCUACUCCUAUUAUCAACACUAUCGUCAAGUACAUCUACCUCGCAUUCGUGCUCCUGCAAUUCAUCCUCGCCCUGGGAAACAGACCCAAAGGUUCGAAAUUCACUUACAUCGUCUCGUUCUGCUGGUUCGGUCUUGUCCAACUGUACAUCACCGUCGAUGCGCUAUAUCUGGUCAUUCAUGCCUUUACGGGAGGCCCAGGCUUCAAUACAGACAGUCCCAGCGAUUUCAUACAGUCUUUCUUCUCUUCAACGGGUCCUGGUAUCAUCGUCAUCGCCUUGGCCGCAACAUUUGGUCUCUACUUUGUCGCUUCUUUCAUGUACCUCGACCCCUGGCACAUGUUCACCUCAUUCCCUCAGUAUCUCCUGAUCAUGAGUUCGUACAUCAACAUCCUCAACGUCUACGCCUUUAGCAACUGGCAUGAUGUGUCCUGGGGAACUAAGGGUGCCGACAAGGCCGAUGCACUGCCAUCAGCAAAGACAGAAAAGGCUCAAGACGGUAAAGCGACAGUCAUAGAGGAAGUCGAUCUAGCACAAGCGGAUAUCGACUCUCAGUUCGAGACCACCGUCAAGCGUGCCCUCACACCCUAUGUUGCCCCCAAGGAGAAAGAGACUAAGUCGCUUGAAGACUCGUACAAGAGUUUCCGUACUCGUCUGGUCGUCUUCUGGAUCUUCAGCAACGCACUACUCGCUGUCGCCAUUACCAGCGACAAUGUCGACAAGUUUGGCUUCACUAGUGGUGCUAGCAAGCGUACUGCGAGAUUCUUCCAAGCCUUGUUGUGGGCGAACGCUGUCGUUGCGCUUGUUCGCUUCUGUGGCUGCUGCUGGUUCCUUGCCAAAUCUGGUCUGUUGUGCUGUUUUGCACGCAGAUAA
Molecule: messenger RNA, 2682 nt
Organism: Aureobasidium vineae
Lineage: Eukaryota; Fungi; Ascomycota; Dothideomycetes; Dothideales; Saccotheciaceae
Source: the annotation of a GenBank genome assembly